AUGGCCCUGGGUAGACCAGGGCGCGGUCUGGGGAAGCCCACGGCCGCUCAAAGGGAUUUGCUGCUGUCUAUUGAACUGUCUGCCCAACGGCUUUUGAAGGACGAUGUGCAAGUGGACUGGACUAAUGCUGCUAUUAGAGAGGACUUUGACAAACGCUCAGUGAGCUACACUGGAGAGGAGGUGUGCAAAGCGGAACCCCUGUCGUUGAGGCGAGUGAUACCUGGGCUGCCCCCUGAGGGUCAUGGCGGUUCCAUUCAGGCCACAGACUGGGUGGAUGGUAGGACGCGAACGCUGUUAGAGCACCCGGAGCUCUGUGUCACCCCUGACGUAGGACAGGAGCUGCCUAGGUUGCAAGGUAAGAUUCAUGUUGAGCCUGAAGACAGGAUGGCGUUGUCCUUGGAACUUGUGAGGCGAGGUAUUUGUCGUUGGAUCCCUGAGAACAAAGUUGCCAAGUACCGAGGUGAAAAAGUUCUGAACGGCAUGUUUGGGGUCCCUAAGUCAAAGCUGCUCCCAGAGGGGCAAACGAUCUUGAGGUUGAUUAUGAACCUGGUUCCCUCCAAUUCCAUUCUACGUGUGAUCACGGGUAGAGUCUCCGCCUUGCCAAGUAUUACACAGUGGCUGAAUGUGGUGGUGGACGAAGGUGAGACCAUCCGCAUUGCACAAAGUGAUAUGGCUUGUGCCUUCUACCUGUUCGCUAUGCCUGAGUGUUGGUCAUCGUACUUGGCGUUCAACUUGUCGUUCACAGCUGCGGAGUUACCGCUAGUUCAGAGUUCUGACCCAAGAGAACGAUGGUAUUUGGCGUGCCGGGUUCUCCCUAUGGGUUGGUCGUCUGCCGUAGGUGUGAUGCAGUCCAUUGCGGAAGAUGUUCUCUUGAAGGGGGGGUUUGAUCCGGCAGGUCAGGUUACGAAGGUUGUGGCUUUACCCCCUUGGAUUCUGGCCAGCGCGGCUGAAGGGCAGUUGCAAGGAAAACCAUGGUGGCAGGUCUAUUUAGACAACUUUGCGGCUGGAGCUAAGGUGAAAAGUGAUGAGGCUGGAGAGCUGAUCCGUAUGCAACAGGAUGCUGAGGCAAUCUGGCAGGAAACAAGUAUAGUAGUGUCACCUGGCAAGGUGGUUGCGGCAGAAAGUGGAGUGGAACUGGGCGCCUUCGUGGGAGGCAAUGGUCAAUGGCUUGGUGCAAGCGCAGAGAGGUGGCCUGAGACCGUGUUUCAUGAAGACGUGCGGACGCUGACCAAGGAUGUUCUGUUGGAGCUUCUCAAAGAUGUUGGGGACUUUGAAGCUGUUCAUCUCUGGGCAGGUUUUCCGUGUGUUGAUGUAAGUUCAGUGCGGGCCAACCGGCAAAACCGGAGUGGUCCAUCCAGCAGCCUUAUUCAUGAGGCCAUCCGAGUUUUUGGAGACUGCGCAGAGCUCUUCCCUGAGAAGAAUUUCCAAUUUUUCGUGGAAAAUGUCGCUAGCAUGGAUAACGAGGUGAGGGAUCAGAUCAGUGGCUUGCUUGAAGUGCAACCUUACAGGCUGUGGGCUCCGGUUGCCUUUGCUUUGCCCCCUGCAGGUUUUUGGGGCAUGUUGAGAACAGGCGAACUUUUUGAGCUCCGCUUGCGGCAUUUGCUCCUGAAAGGCCCUACUCUUUACGCAGAGGCGGUGCCACAGAAGAUUUCCGCCAACACGGCCUUAUGGAACGCAGCCUUUUGCGUGGACGUUGGGGGUCCUCGGGCGCAGCCCGUCAAUAUAUCCAGGAAGGGUUGA
Durusdinium trenchii is the source of this 1740-nucleotide messenger RNA. NCBI's taxonomy places the organism in Eukaryota, Dinophyceae, Suessiales, Symbiodiniaceae. The record is from the annotation of a GenBank genome assembly.